UCAGUCUGAUUCUUGGGCCGCUCUUUGGUUUAUUCCUACCAUCGGGUUCCUACAUUGGCAAAUUCCGCUAAUCAUGUUCAUUACAGUGCAGCACGGUCAAGUGAUGGAUAAUGCUCAUACUAAGACGGUGGAGGAGGUUUUGGGCUUUUUCAGUGUAAAUGAGUCUACAGGUCUAAGCUGUGAGCAGCUGAAGAAGAACAGGGAGAAAUGGGGACCCAACGAACUGCCUGCUGAAGAAGGGAAGUCACUGUGGGAGCUGGUCCUGGAACAGUUUGAGGACCUCUUAGUUCGAAUCUUGCUGUUGGCUGCAUGCAUCUCCUUCACCCUGGCUUGGUUCGAAGAAGGGGAGGGGACAAUCACAGCCUUUGUUGAACCUUUUGUCAUCCUUCUCAUCCUCAUCGCCAAUGCUAUUGUCGGAGUAUGGCAGGAGCGUAAUGCAGAGAAUGCCAUUGAGGCUCUAAAGGAGUACGAGCCAGAGAUGGGCAAGGUGUACCGACAGGACAAGAAGAGUGUUCAGAGAGUCAGAGCCCGGGACAUCGUUCCUGGAGACAUUGUGGAAGUCGCUGUUGGUGAUAAAGUCCCAGCUGACAUCAGGCUGACGUCCAUCCGGUCCACCACUCUGAGGGUAGACCAGUCCAUUCUGACGGGGGAGUCUGUGUCAGUGCUCAAACACACAGACCCCGUACCAGACCCCCGGGCUGUCAACCAGGACAAGAAGAACAUGCUGUUUUCUGGUACCAACAUCGCAGCAGGGCGAGCCAUUGGGGUUGUUGUGGCAACAGGGGUGCAGACAGAGAUUGGGAAAAUCAGAGAUGAGAUGGCCUCUACUGACCCUGAAAGGACCCCAUUACAACAGAAACUCGACCAGUUUGGAGAGCAGCUGUCUAAGGUCAUCAGCGUGAUCUGUGUGGCAGUGUGGGCCAUCAAUGUCGGACACUUUAAUGACCCGGUCCACGGAGGCAGCUGGUUAAGAGGAGCUGUUUACUACUUCAAGAUCGCUGUCGCUCUGGCUGUGGCUGCCAUACCAGAAGGCCUACCAGCAGUCAUCACCACCUGCCUGGCACUGGGCACCAGGAGGAUGGCCAGAAAGAAUGCCAUCGUUCGCAGCCUGCCAUCGGUGGAGACGCUGGGCUGCACGUCCGUUAUCUGCUCCGAUAAGACAGGAACACUGACCACCAACCAGAUGUCAGUCUGCAGGAUGUUUGUUGUAGACAGUGUGUCAGGAGAGCGCUGCAGACUGAGCGAGUUCACAGUCACUGGAUCUACUUACGCCCCUGAAGGGGAAGUUUAUAAGGAUGGCUCUUUGGUGAAGUGCAGCCAGUAUGAAGGCCUGGUGGAGAUGGCUUCCAUCUGUGCACUGUGCAAUGACUCAUCACUAGACUACAAUGAGGCAAAAGGUGUGUAUGAGAAGGUGGGAGAGGCAACAGAGACUGCCCUCUGCUGUCUGGUGGAGAAAAUGAAUGUGUUCGACACUGACCUGAGAGGACUGAGCCCUGCUGAGAGAGCAACAGCGUGCUGCUCCGUGAUUAAGCAGCUGAUGAGGAAGGAGCUGACACUGGAGUUUUCCAGAGACAGGAAGUCCAUGUCUGUCUUCUGUUCAUCUAAUAAACUCACAAGGUCUGCCUCUGGAGCCAAGAUGUUUAUCAAGGGAGCUCCUGAGAGUGUGUUGGAGCGCUGCAAUUACAUCCGGGUUAGUGGCUCAACGUGUGUGCCUCUGAGCCCGGCAGUUCGAGAGCAGAUCCUGUCCACUGUGCGGGAAUGGGGAUCGGGCAGAGACACGCUGCGUUGCCUCGCCAUGGCAACCAGGGACACGCCCCCUGACAUUCACAGCCUCAACCUUGAGAAUUCGGCUGCCUUUGCUAACUAUGAGUCAGACUUGACAUUUGUGGGCUGUGUGGGCAUGUUGGACCCCCCCAGGAAAGAAGUACUUGGUGCAGUCCGAAUGUGUCGCCAGGCUGGCAUAAGAGUCAUCAUGAUCACAGGUGACAACAAAGGGACAGCCCUGUCUAUUUGUAGGAGGGUUGGCAUCAUCACGGAGCAGGAAGAGGAGCAGGAGGGCUCGGGAGUCAACGGGGGCCUGACAGGACGGGAGUUUGAUGAGCUUCCUCCACACCUGCAGCGUCAGGCCUGCAGGACGGUGCGGUGCUUCGCCCGGGUGGAGCCAGCACACAAGAGUCGUAUAGUGGAGUACCUGCAGAGCCUGAGUGACAUCACUGCCAUGACAGGUGACGGGGUAAAUGACGCACCAGCACUGAAGAAGGCAGAGAUUGGCAUUGCGAUGGGCAGUGGCACAGCUGUGGCUAAGUCAGCCUCAGAGAUGAUCCUGGCUGAUGACAACUUUUCCACCAUUGUGGCUGCAGUGGAGGAGGGCAGAGCCAUUUACAACAAUAUGAAACAGUUCAUCAGAUACCUUAUAUCAUCCAACAUUGGAGAGGUGGUCUGUAUAUUCCUGACAGCUGCACUGGGAAUGCCUGAAGCACUGAUCCCAGUCCAGUUGUUAUGGGUCAACCUGGUCACUGACGGUUUCCCAGCAACAGCUCUGGGAUUCAACCCUCCAGACCUGGAUAUCAUGUCCCGCCCUCCCCGCUCCCCCAAAGAGCCUCUGAUCUCCAGCUGGUUGUUCUGUCGCUACCUCAUCAUUGGAUGUUAUGUGGGAGCAGCCACUGUCGGAGCUGCUGCCUGGUGGUUUAUGGCAGCCCAUGAUGGACCAAAACUUUCCUUCUAUCAACUGUCCCACUACCUGCAGUGCAGUGAAGGCCAUGUUGAAUUUGCUGGUGUGCAGUGUUCAGUCUUUGAGUCUCCUUAUCCCAUGACUAUGGCCCUGUCUGUCCUGGUUACCAUAGAGAUGUGCAACGCCCUGAACAGUCUAUCAGAGAACCAGUCCCUGCUGAAGAUGCCUCCCUGGUCAAACCCCUGGCUGGUGGGGGCCAUCUGUCUAUCCAUGGCGCUUCACUUCCUCAUUCUAUAUGUGGACCCAUUGCCGGUAAUAUUCCAGAUACGUCCUCUGUCGUGGCCUCAGUGGGUGGUUGUACUAAAGAUGUCAAUUCCUGUCAUCUUGAUGGAUGAGGUUCUCAAAUUUCUGGCCCGCAACUACAUCGAGCCAGGAAGCCAGAUUCAGUCACUGGAAGAGGAGGAGGAGCUGCAGAGGACAAGGGCUAGCCCUGGAUUGGCCGGUGCUGUGAUGACAAGGCUGCGUCAGUCAGUGAGGGGCGUGUCCUGGUCGUUUGUCCUGAUCUCUGGACCACUGGUGAUCUGGAUCUUCAGCCUGGACUCUGACAUUACCAACAUCUUCUGGGAGUGAUGGGAGAAAGGGAAGAUGGGUAGACUGUUGGGUAAGCACGCAGUGGAAAAGGAAAGAAAAAAGGAAAAGCUAAAGAGGAACUGGUGGAAUAAAAUAUAGAGAAUUGGUGGAUGGAAUGUAUAAGGGUGAGGCGGAUGAGGUAAGAGAGAAACAAGAGACAAGCAAAGAUGAUAAAUACUUUGCAGAGAUGUAAGAAUGUAACAGUGAAAUAUUCAGCCAACAGACAAUCAAGACAGUGCAACGCAGUUUGACAUCAUCUCUUUCUCAAUGAUAAAAGGUGCUAUGUGUAGUUAAUAGUCUCUAAGUGGUGAUCACAUGUCAUAUGAUUCUCACGGCUCAUUUAGACUACUUGUAUGAGCUUCCCCUUUUUCAGCUCUAGGGAUGUCAGUGUCAGUUUGUCUCUGACAGGAUACCUUGAAAACCCCACUCCAGCCUGUUUCUUCCUGUCUAAUGGUUAAUCUUAAUCUUAAUGUGUGGUUAAUAAUCAGGCCUAAUCCAUUACAAUGGCAACCAGACAGCUGUUCUAGCAAGAUCAACAUCAUUAGCAUGGAGAGUGAUAACAUAAAUUCUUCUUGGGUGUUGAGGAGCUGCUGGACAGCUGUCUGCUCUGGGCACAGCCACUGCCUCUCUCCCUCUGUCUUUCAGCCACACACUAUCUACACACUUCCCUUCUGCUUAAUAGAGUCAUUCUUGAAGAAAAACCUCUAUUUGGAGGUUAGGGUAUGACUUAAUCAUACAUCAUUGUUCCAUUUUUUUUUUUUUUACAUUUUUUUCUAAGUCUAAGCUCCAAAAAAUGAAGGUCAGACAUAUUUGGCAAAACAUUGGGCUCAUCAGCAUUGUCACUGGAAAUAAAAUAUAUCAUAAAAAUGCCAAACUACACUGGAGUGGCGUUUUAAAUCUCUGUACAUGCCCACCUGCUGACCUCUGCAUUCUAAACUAUUAGAGGUUACAUGAGAUUCGCAUGUUAGCAUGCUAUAAUCUGUUUUUGUGUUUUGAAAGCAGCUCUGUAUUUAGACGUCCUGCCAAAUCUGACCCAGGGACGCGCAAUGUAUAUUACAAUGUAUUUGUCAAUGUUGCAUUUAUUUCACACAGUGUGAGGUUCCCCUCAGCAGGGCAGGCCAACACCAGCUAAUCCUUUGGACAAAAGUUCGGAGUAAUUUGUAGCUAAAUUUAAACUAGUCAUGUACCAAAUCUGGUUGCACUAAUAAGACAUGGAAUUGUUGCCCUGAAAGAUCUGUAACACUGGCCAAUCAACAGGAAGUCAUUGUAGCAUCACAAGACUUUACAGUUUUUGGUUGCCAAACAAUAUAUGUUUGUCUUGCGAUACUUUGUAAAUGUAGUGCUAACUUUACUUUGUUCAUUUAUGAACACACUGUACUCAUGUAGUUCAGAUUGGGAGGGAAAUAUACAACAACCUAAUUAGCAAUAUUUAUUGUGAAAUUAUUGGCAUAAUAGUUAUAUAUAUAUAUAUAUAUAUAUAUAAAACAGUUAUAAUAGUUUUUUUAUUCAAACAUACUGUGGUUUUUAUGAAACAUGAUUUAUUCUCAGUUUACAUAAUAUUUAAACAGACACAACAGUGUUGAGGCACAUAUGGAUCAUUCCAUGCCAACUCACCCAAAAUCCAGAACUUCUCCAGGCUCAUGUCAUGGAUUGUCUCAAAAAAAUCAUGUUGAAACUUUUAUUAAAUUCAUAGGAUCUUGCAAAAUCCUAAAGCUCCACAUCAACAACUUUGAUAUAUAUGCCAUGAAUAUCAACACUGUGACAUACUAAAGUUUCAAGGAAAGCUGUGUAGCAGAAACACACAUUUUUUGUGUUUUACUUUCUUGUGUGUGUAACUUGUCUAGGCCCCCAUGUUGGAAUCGUGGUGUAGACUAAUUAGACUAAUUAAACUAAGUACACAUAGCACCUUUUAGAUGAAAAUUCCUGCUUGAAAAUGAGUGGAUUAGAUAGAAGGAGAAAAGCUUUGAGUGAUAAAGAAUAGAAUAACACACACACACACACACACACACACACACACACACACACACACACACACAGUCUUCAUGCUGCAGUGCUAAACUUUACGGUCACAUUGUGGUUGGAACUUCCCUGUAGAUAUUGUAAACAAGCUUUUAACCUGUGAAGGAAGACUGUUAGCAGACUGUUACAGAACGCAUGUCAACGCACGUCCCAUAUUUCUUAAUGUCUCAAAGCUAGAAGAUCAGUACAGACUGUACUGUGAAUAAACACAUCAUUCCCUACAGAGCAUGGGGUUUAAGUGGGACGUAGUACUGUGUGCACAGUACAGCUGCUGUCUACAGGUUAUAAAGAGGCCCACAUGUCUAAAACUGUUACAUGGUUUGGAGUACACAUUAUCUAACUUGUUGAAGGCCAGUCACUUAAACCUUCAUUCCGAUACAUCUACAGGUCAUUACUUUGUUCUGUCGCUUGAUACAGACGCUGAGAAGCUCUUCAAGUCUUAAUGUGACCUUGCCUGACCAGGCUUUUAGUCCUGUAACAUCCUGAGGCUUCAUAGACUGAACAAAGCUGACAGUAAGGCUUCACACAGGAUGAAUGAGUUGAGUUUAAUUAGUUCAGACAUGUUAAUUAUGUUAUUUAUAUUUAUGGUUAAACACAGUAAAGGUGGUUGUGAACUUCCAGGUAUAGUCAGAAACGAACUGAUGUGAGUGAUACGUGUAAAUGGCUUUAAAUAUACUCUAUGUGUUUAUUACAGUCACUUGUUUAGUUUCUUUGUGUCAGUUCUUUUUUCCCGUGUCUGUUCAACAAACGCUCUGCCUCUGUGUCAGUGUGCAGGCAGUGAAACAGGAUUUCAGUUUGACGACCGAUGCUUUCAGCAUGGAUAUGAUACACACAUUCCUAAUUAUCUCUUACCAGAAGCCUGACAAUGAGUGAGUGUUUCAUGUGAAUGUGUUUUCAGUGUGUGUCUGCCAUGUUGUCCAGUGGUGCCGUUGUGGCAUCUCACUCUGUUUGCCAUUGAAGGGAUUUUUCUUUUUUUCUUUUUAUUUGUUAAAAAGCAUUUUUUGAUUCAUGUUAUUUCAUUAACUUGUGUUCUAUACUACAUUUAACCACAGUGACUGAAUACUGGGGCCGCUGUUCAUAAAACAAACAUCUGAAAUCUACAUGUGGUUUAGAGACUUAAGUCAUAGCACUAUUUAAACUAAGUCAUAAUAUUGAUGGAAAUAAUGUCCUAACAUUUUGAGAUGAAGGCACAAUUUUAUGGCAUUAUAAGAGUAAAGUAAAAAACAAUAUGUACAAACUAUGAUUGGUCCUUUAAGGUAUGAUUUGUCACCACUGUCCACCCCUCCACAAACUCAGUUAGCAGAGUAUUGAAAGACCUGUCCCAUAAAAUCAUACAAGAUGACUUAACUCAUUUCCUUUUAAAAUGGCAACUUAAUUCUAGUAAUUUUCAGUUUGUUUGUUUGGUUUUUUUUCCACAUGGAGUUGCCACUCUAUUCUUUAAAUAUAACUUUUCAAAAUUAUGACUACUUGAAUAUUAUGACAACUAUUUCUUAUAGAAUUGUGACUCAUAUUUUCGUGGCUCUAAUAUUACAUCAAGGCUCUAUAUUAUAGCAUUAAAUUAAAGCAUAAACUCUUGUCUCAAGGAAAGAGAAGCGUUAAACUUUCUGAAGUGAAAAACUGUUAGACCAACUCACCUCUGGUGGAAACAAGCAUUUUUUUAAUUUUGUUUUGUAUUUUUCUCUGUAAUGAUAUGUUGUUUUAAUCACAGCUACUCCUUGUUAAUUGUUAAAAACCAUAGAAAACAGUUUGCUGCUUCUUUUUGUGUUUGUUUUUGCUCAACAUUUGUUUGAAGGUGUUCAACAUAUGAGCGCUUAACAAUUGGUGAAAAAAAUGUCAAAAAUGACCAAAAGGAUAUGUAAUACAACAUUUAUUUUUUUUUUUACCAUUAAGGCAGAGGAAACACUUAGAAGUGAGUAUUUUUUAUUUGUUUUAUUUAUCAACAUUGUAUUUUUCUCCAAGGCUGUAAUUUGCCAUGGCAGCCCAACAAUAACUUACAUGUACAAAUGGUUUGUUCUUUACUAUUAUUGUAAUUAUUAUUGUUGUUAUUAUUAUCAUUAUUAUGAUUAUUAUGAUAAUUAGCUUACACCUAUGUCUAUAGGAGAAGACUGAGUGGACUGAAGGGUGUACAUGUUCCGGACUGUCUCAAUAAAUGAAAAGUUGUUGUUGACUGACUCAUCUGUUUAAACAAAGGUUGAACAGUAGUACUUGAUAUUGGAGAAAUCACCUACUUUCCCUCUCUUCCUCUCUGUUCCCUCAACAGUAAAUUACUAACGUCUACACUGAAGCUAAACAAGGAAGCAUCAUUUUAUAGAUUUGAUUUGAAACCCUUUUCUUGUUCAUACUGCUGUUGGUUGAGAAGUUUGUUGUCACUGGGAAGGGUGUUACAGAAUUAAACCAACAAUAAAUAUAAAAUGGUUCAAAAUGUAAGUGUCCUGUGCUUCUUUACACAUUACAAGAGCUACACAAUCAAUGUUUAAAGCAGCUACAAAGAAC
Acanthopagrus latus (yellowfin seabream) is the source of this 7813-nucleotide messenger RNA. Its product is annotated as sarcoplasmic/endoplasmic reticulum calcium ATPase 2. Lineage: Eukaryota; Metazoa; Chordata; Actinopteri; Spariformes; Sparidae. Gene Ontology annotation, biological process: calcium ion transmembrane transport; intracellular calcium ion homeostasis. The record is from RefSeq and is a predicted model, not a curated record. Gene Ontology annotation, molecular function: P-type calcium transporter activity; ATP hydrolysis activity; ATP binding. Gene Ontology annotation, cellular component: membrane. The transcript is spliced from 24 exons. Bases 74 to 3301 code for a protein of 1075 amino acids.